This is a messenger RNA of Pristis pectinata (smalltooth sawfish), 2428 nucleotides long. RefSeq names its product protein disulfide isomerase family A, member 4 (gene pdia4). Gene Ontology annotation, biological process: protein folding; response to endoplasmic reticulum stress. Lineage: Eukaryota; Metazoa; Chordata; Chondrichthyes; Rhinopristiformes; Pristidae. Gene Ontology annotation, molecular function: protein disulfide isomerase activity. Bases 233 to 2146 code for a protein of 637 amino acids. The record is from RefSeq and is a predicted model, not a curated record. The transcript has 10 exons. Gene Ontology annotation, cellular component: cell surface; endoplasmic reticulum.
GGCGCGGCGGACCAAUAGGAAAUGGGCAACUCAGAGGAAACGACCUGAGAAAAAGAACGAAGCGGAGGGCGUGCCUGCAGAUAGACCACGAGACACAGAACGGCGGGCGGUUGGAGAGCGCUGGACGAGGGUACCGGAGCGUGCGGCGGGGGCACGUGAGCGUGGGGGAAGAGCCCGGACCGUGACGCAGUGCCCGGGGAUCUGGCGGCCGCAGGGGCGGGGGGAGAGUUGAAUGGAGCUGAAGAAAGUGUCGCUGUUGUUGCUGCUGCUGGCGCAACUCGCCGUGACCGCGCUGGCCCAGGAGGAUGUAGUGGAAUCUGAUGGGGAGGAGGAAGAGGAGGAGGAUGAUGAUGAGGAGGAGGAAGAGGAUGACGAGUCAGUGAAGGAAGAAAAUGGUGUUUUAGUUUUGACUGAUGCAAAUUAUGAUUCCUUCAUUGCCGACAAAGAUAUUGUGUUGAUUGAAUUUUAUGCCCCUUGGUGUGAACACUGUAAACGAUUUGCACCAGAAUAUGAGAAGAUUGCAAGUGAGCUAAAAGAAAAUGAACCUCCCAUUCCAGUUGCCAAAGUUGAUGGCACGUCACAAACUAGCCUGGGCCAGCGGUUUGAUAUUGGCAUGUACCCCACCUUGAAGAUUGUGAAAAAUGGACAAACAGUUCAUUAUAAAGGAGCAUUGGACAAAGAAGAAAUUAUAUCUAAAGUGAAAGAAGUCGCUUCUCCCGACUGGGUUCCUCCACCUGACGCAGCCAUCACCUUGACUGAUGAAAACUUUGAAGAUGUUGUUAAUGAUGCUGAUAUCAUCCUAGUUGAGUUUUAUGCUCCAUGGUGUGGACACUGUAAAAAGCUUGCUCCACAAUAUGAGGAGGCUGCCCAAGAACUCAGCAAGCGUCCUGUGCCGAUUCCUCUUGCUAAAGUGGAUGCUACUGCUGAAACAAAGCUUGCUAGCAAAUACCAGGUCACUGGCUAUCCUACUCUGAAAAUUUUCCGCAAGGGUAAACCUUUUGAAUAUAAUGGACCAAGGGAUACAAACGGUAUUAUUGAACAUAUGAUUGAACAGGCGGGCCCACCUUCCAAACAAAUUCAAGUUGUAAAGCAAGUUCAGGAAUUCCUUAAGGAUGGUGAUGAUGUUAUAAUUGUGGGAAUUUUUAAUGGAGAACAAGAUCCAGCAUAUACCAUCUAUCAAGAUGCCUGUAAUUCCAUCCGUGAAGACUACAGAUUACAUCAUACCUUCAGCAGUGAAAUACAAAAUUUCUUAAAAGCAUCAUCUGGGCAGCUAGUUGUAAUGCAACCUGAAAAAUUUAAUUCGCCAUAUGAACCAAAAAUGCGUACUUUGACUAUCACGGAUAAUAUGUCCCAGUCUGAUGUGACUGAUUUUAUUACAAAAAAUAAUGUGCCUUUAGUUGGACAUCGUAAGCAAAGCAAUGAUGCAAAAAGAUACAGCAAGCGCCCAUUAGUUGUGGUAUACUAUGGAGUGGACUUCAGUUUUGAUUAUCGUGUGGCUACACAGUUCUGGAGGAAAAAGGUAUUAGAGGUUGCAAAGGAUUUUCCUGAGUAUACUUUUGCAAUUGCUGACGAAGAGGAUUAUUCAACAGAGCUAAAUGAUUUGGGUCUUGGAGACAGUGGUGAAGAAGUGAAUGUGGCAAUUCUGGAUGUAGGUGGCAAAAAAUAUGCAAUGGAACCAGAAGAAUUUGAUUCAGAUACGCUGAGAGAAUUUGUAAUAGCAUUUAAAAAAGGUAAAUUGAAGCCUGUUAUUAAGUCGCAACCAAUCCCAAAGAGUAACAAAGGACCAGUAAAAGUUGUAGUGGGCAAGACAUUUGCUGAAAUAGUUAUGGACAAAAAGAAAGAUGUGCUAAUAGAAUUCUAUGCACCUUGGUGUGGACACUGCAAAAAACUGGAACCUGUGUACUUGGAACUUGGUAAAAAGUACAAAAAUGAGGAGAACCUGAUCAUUGCAAAGAUGGAUGCAACAGCAAAUGACAUUCCAAGUGAUAAAUACAAAACUGAAGGCUUCCCUACUAUUUACUUUGCACCAAGCAACAAUAAAGAUAAUCCUAUUCAAUAUGACAAGGGUGAGCGAGACCUUGAUUCUUUGAGCAAAUUUGUGGAAGAACAUGCAACCAAGCUGUCAAGAAGCAAAGAUGAGCUAUAAGAAUUCUGUACUACUUUAUCCAAUUGUAGGGAACCUUGGAAGGACGAUAAACUUCCAACAAUGCAGUUUGGGAAUUAAGGUGAAAUGACUAGUUUCAAAACAAUUCCUUAAAACAAUCACUGGCAAUCGGAGAUUAAACCCUGUCCGCAAGAGAUUUGUUACAACCAGUGUAAUCAAAGUAUUUGCUGAGAAUGUGUGAAAUCACAAUUUUGUGAAGUUUGUAUGGUUUGUCAUCUUUAUAUUUUGGUAAAAAAUCUUCAAUAAAGAUCAUCCAAGGAAUAA